GCGAAUUCCAUACAACACGAGUCGGUUGCCUCCGAGCGGUCGGCGUUCUACUGUCGAGCACUCGAAAACUUCACUUCGAUUCCGCAACAGAAUUGGCCAAAAAAAUAAACUAAAUAAAUAAAAGCAAAAGUAGCCAGAGAAAAGAAGUUUCGCGAUUAGGCGGAAAUUAGUCGAGCAAAUAGUCAUUCAAGUGCGAGUGAAAAUCGCGAGUGUAUCAAUUCGAUUGAGUGGCCAAAAUGAUUGAGCGGCGCAGUCAGCUGGAUAAGUGCUGGAGAGCAGAUGUGCUGUAUGGCUCUCUUCUUGUAACGGAGGAGCGCGGGCUAUAAAAGCGGCGCAUGCGCUGCGCGUUUUCCCCAGUCGCGCAGCUGCACUCGAAAAGAACACUUCGUCCGGUGAUAAGUUCUGCCUUAAAAGGGAAAACCGACUCGAAAUCACUGCCAAAAUGACGAUGCGAACCACAAUGACGACGACGCCGCAGCGCGGCCUCUACAUCACAAACGAGAUAAUCAUCACUGCCAUGGACCGCUUCGUCUGGUUCGUCCUACUCGUGGUCAUGUCCCACCUGGUCACCGAAUUCACCCGCGUCUCUGGAUAUGCGCGUGGCCAGCGCCACGAGCUGGUGCUGCUGAACGAUACGCUGCUGCAGCCCAUGCCCGUCCAGAACAUGGUGCUCUACCCCAGCCAGGAGUACGGCCAGUACCAGCAGCGACCCUCCUCCUCCGCCUCCGCCUCCUCCUCCAUGGGAGCCAUGAGCAGCCUGCAGCAGAACGCGGCCUUCCUGCUCAGCAGCUUGGCGGCGGGAGUGAGCCCGGCAAAUGGAGCAGUUGCACCCGGAGCAGCGGUGCCCGGCAGCAACGCGGCCAUUCUGGCCCUCGGCGAUAGCCAACCGGCUCACACGGCCGAGAGCACGUACCCCAUGUUCAGCCUGCGUCCGCUGAUCGACAGCAUUUUCGAGAUUCCGAUUUCGACGCUGCGUGCUGUCAACAACCUGGUGGGUCGCCUGACCGGCGGGUAUCGCCAGGCGGAAAUGGCGCAAAAAUCCGUGGCAGCUGGAACGGCGCUGCCGCCCGGCAGGCAAAACCCCACGCUGAGUGCCCAUCCCAGUGGGCAACGGAUGCGCGAGGAGAUGGCGUAAUCUUGGGCCGCCUGUUUAGCUAGUAGUUGUGCGUGAAUGUUGUAGUUUCUGUCAGUGUAUGUUUCGAGUGUGUUUUUCGUGUGCAUUUUGACCUUUGUGAUAUAUGUGACUUUGCUGUAAGCCUAGACUAAGGAUAUUUAUGUCCAGCCACAAGAAAAUUCCAAAAAAA
Molecule: messenger RNA, 1304 nt
Organism: Drosophila sechellia
Lineage: Eukaryota; Metazoa; Arthropoda; Insecta; Diptera; Drosophilidae
Exons: 5
Coding region: 443-1135 (230 amino acids)
Source: RefSeq, a predicted model, not a curated record